Messenger RNA from Cadophora gregata, 1755 nucleotides. RefSeq lists its product as uncharacterized. Gene Ontology annotation, biological process: regulation of DNA-templated transcription. Lineage: Eukaryota; Fungi; Ascomycota; Leotiomycetes; Helotiales; Ploettnerulaceae. The transcript has 4 exons. The coding region runs from base 1 to 1755 and encodes 584 amino acids. Gene Ontology annotation, molecular function: DNA-binding transcription factor activity, RNA polymerase II-specific; zinc ion binding. The record is from RefSeq and is a predicted model, not a curated record.
AUGAUGUCUCAUUCUGCUAGAAGCGACCACAGUGAGACGAUUAGACUACAAGAAGAUUCGUCAAUAAUUGAAAAGAACUCUCAAGUAGAUGGCGGCACACCUGUCACUACUGGUGGAGAUGGUGCUCCUAAAGAGGGUACCAAGAGAUUUCGCAAGGGGGGACCGAAAUCCCGGAACGCCUGUGUUGUAUGCAAGAUACGACGAGUAAAAUGUGAUGAAGUCAAGCCCGCAUGCAACAAAUGCACAUCCACUGGACGAAUCUGCGAGGGGUAUGCUCCACCUGUCGCAAAACCAAGCAAGCCUGCACCACGGGCACAACUCAAGCUCCUACCGGGGCCUCGCAUCAUCCCCAACCCCUCGGCUGAGUUGCAGGGAGAUAUCAUCCAACGACGCAGCUUUCACUAUUUUCGAGCUCGUCAUAUGGCUGAGACGCCUGGCAACUUUGAGCCGGCGUUCUGGGAGACUCUCGUGCUGAAGUUUAGCCACAGCUUCCCCACAGUCAAGCAAUCACUUGUUGCUCUGAGCUGUAUGUAUGAAGAGUAUGAGAGGUGUCAUGCUUCGCGGCCUGUGGAUUCCUUUCAAUUCAGCGGCUCGGCCAUUCACCAGUACACCAUCGCCGUACGAGAGUUGGUCAACUACAUUGCAUCAGAUAAGCAGGACAAUACAGUCACUUUAAUAUCAUGUCUGAUAUUCGUAUGGAUUGAACUCCUGCAAGGAAAUUUCCCUGAGGCAUACCGUCACUUGAAGGGUGGAAUGAAAAUUAUCAAUGACACUGGAGCGCCUCAAGAACAAGCGACGUCUACCAUCUCUCGAAAGCGAGAACCGUGCCAUGAUGUCAAAGAAAUUCAAGGCUCACUUAGCCGCUCGUUUGCUCGUUUGAGGAUACAAGCUAUUGUAUGCGGCCAACACAUGCCUGCAUUCUCCCCUCCAUGUUCGAAAGGCGGCCAGGUAUUUUCUUCGAUUCCUCACUCAUUCGGCCACAUCUUCCACUCACGGAUUUACCUGGACAAUGAGUACAGCUGUAUCUUCGAGUUCUUUCGCAGCAUCAAAGAUAUCGAUCAUGAAAAUGAGGAAGAAAUGAGAGCGAUGCAAGAAAGGAAGGACUUCCGUCUGGAGCGACUUAGAAGCUGGGAGGCGGCAAAUGGGAGGAUGGUUGCUGAGUCCGUUCCCGCAGAGGGUCACCCUUAUUCAUCUGGGGUCCUCUAUCUUGACUUGUACUACACCGCCAUCUCAGUCAUCCUGAAGACGAUGUGCGCACCAUCCGAAAUGGUCUUCGACGACUAUUUGAACGAGUUUCAGCACAUCUAUAAUUCCUCCGAACUCCUGAUACAGAAAGCCAUAGCCGGAACUCCAAUGUUGUCUCUCGAUAUGUGUGUCAUCCCACCACUUUGCAUGAUCGUUUGCACGUGUCGCUUUCUCCCGCUACGACUGGAAGCGCUCAAACUACUGGAAUCCACGCCGGAUCGAGAAGGGAUGUGGGAUCGUGUGACGAUUCUCAAAUUGUGUCGGGAGAAGAUCAAUAUCGAGGAGGAAGGCCGAGGAGAUAUGCCUGAGUCGGAGCCACUUCCGGAAGAUGCGAGAAUAUACAGGAAGAGGAUCGUGUACAGGAACAAAGGGAGACACGAUGCAGAGGUUUUGAGAUAUUUUUAUCUUGGUAGAGGACCUGUGGAAGUGGAGUUCUUCGAGAAGGCGGAUUUGACGAAGGGAAUCGUCGACAUCAAGAUACGGAAUGGUGUAGCAGACAUGGUUAAGUAA